AUAUUGGAAUAAUAUAAUAUUAAUACAAGAAACAUUAUUAUAAUACAUUAAAUAUAUAACAACUAUUUAAGUUUUAUUGUACAUAGUUUAUUAUUAAACGUAAACAACUUGUUUUUCAAAAUACGUGCUAUUUUAAGAAGUUUCUGUUGUGUACAAUAACAUUCAGGCAAAGAAAGUCAAAACACAAAAUUUAUUUAUAGAAAUUUUACCUUAUCCAAUACCUAAAAUUAAAAAUAGAAGACCUAGAUACUUCGAGAAACUUUUCGAAGUUUUCAUGGAACGUGUAUAAAUACCCACUGUUUAAGCUCUGUGCCAGAUAUUUACUAAUUAUUGGUAGAGUGAAUACUCGACUGAGUACAAACCUAACUUACUUUUACAAAAGUGUAGCUUUAAACUUAAGUAGCUAUAUAUUUAUUGAUUAAAAGAAUAUGGAUAUCAUGGAGUGUGAAAAAUAUAAAGAGCAAGGCAAUGCAGCAUUUAAAGAAGAAAAGUGGGACGAUGCCUUGCAGCUCUAUACAAAAGCCAUCAACAGUGUUAAAGGUGAGCCAAAAGAGCUGGCUAUUUAUUAUAAAAAUAGGGCUGCAGCAUAUUUAAAGAAAGGAGAGUAUGAAAAGGCUGUAAAUGACUGUGAUAAAAGUUUAAACUUGUGCCCGAAUGAUCCAAAAGCUUUGUUUAGAAGAUGCCAAGCACUUGAAUCACUACAGAGGUAUGAAGAAGCCUACAGAGAUGCCACUCAAAUCUUUAAAGACGAUCCAACAAACAAACCUAUUCAACCAUACCUACAACGACUUCAUCGAAUUGUCGAGGAGCGAGCGCAAAUGAAUGCCCAAACCAGCAAAAAACUCGAAAGCAUGCUCAAAAUAGUCUUCGAUCCAACGAACGAUAAAGAGAAACGUGAAACGGCUAUGCGAAAUCUUCUUGUUUUGGCCAGAGAAAACGCUGGAAGCGAAUAUAUGGUUAAAAAGAGCCCUAUUGUUCAGAAGAUUAAAAAUCUUUUAAAAAUAGAAAAGAAUCCGGAGCUUUAUGUAACUGGGAUAAGAAUAAUUGGAGAACUUUGUAAACACUCAGAAGAACUUACAAAUAUUGUCUUAAAAGAUGUUGGUAUACCUUGGUUUUUAGAGAUUAUUGAUUCCAAAAAUGAAGAAGUUGUUAGUGCGGCUCAGUAUUGUUUGCAGAGUAUAUUAAACUCAUUGUCUGGCAUGGAAAAUAAACAAGACAGCAAACCAAAAAAAGAUCUUGUGGACAGGAAUCAAAGUACAAUUAGUAGUUUGCUAACUUUCCUAACUGUCACAAUUAACCAUCGGGCCAUAUCGGGCUUAGCCAGGGACGCAAUUAUUGAAUUAUUGACCAGAAACAUCCACUACACCACUCUGAACUGGGCUGAACAACUUGUGGAAAAAGAUGGUGUAAGGAAAUUACUGGAUUGUGCAAGUGAAUUACAAGAGUACCAUUAUGAGAGUGCAAUGAAUAUAACACCAUCUACAAGGACCAUUGCUGCAGUAUGCUUAGCAAGAGUAUAUGAAAACAUGUACUACGACAAAGCGAAAGAAAACUUCCUGAAUAAAGUUAAUGAAUUUAUUAAGGAAAAAUUAUUGACGCCCGACGUUGAAAGUAAAGUAAGGGUGACGGUGGCCAUUACAGAGCUAUUACGUGGCCCUUUGGAUCUCGGCAACAGCAUUAUAGGCAAAGAGGGUAUUUUGGAGAUGAUCCUUGUAAUGGCCAAUAGUGAUGAUGAGCUUCAACAAAGGGUAUCGUGUGAAUGUCUUAUAGCGGCCGCCAGUAAAGCUGACAAAGCAAAGACGAUAGUUUCACAAGGUGCUGAAAUUUUGAAAAAGUUAUACAAAUCGAAAAAUGACCACAUCAGAAUCAGAGCGUUAGUUGGCCUAUGUAAACUAGGUAGCUAUGGAGGUAGCGACGCGGCAGUAAAACCAUUUGCGGACGGUUCAACCCUUAAACUGGCGGAGGCGUGCCGUAGAUUCCUUUUACACCCCGGAAAAGACGGUGAUAUUCGAAAAUGGGCGGCUGAAGGCUUGUCAUACCUGACCCUCGAUGCGGAAGUGAAAGAAAAACUAGUAGAAGAUAAAGCCGCUCUCAAGGCACUUAUUGAACUGGCUAAAUCUGGAGACCAAAGCGUCGUAUUUGGUGUAGUGACAACUUUGGUAAACUUGUGUAACGCAUAUGAAAAACAAGAAGUAAUUCCUGAGAUGGUUGAGUUGGCCAAGUUUGCGAAACAGCAUAUUCCCGAAGAACAUGAACUGGAUGACCCGGAUUUCGUGACCAAGAGGAUCUUGGCACUGGGACAUGAAAAUGUCACUACCGCUUUGGUGGUACUGUCUAAGACUGAAAGUCCCAACUCUAGAGAACUGAUCGCGAGAGUUUUUAACGCGUUGGCCAGUGAACACGAACUUAGGGGUGUGAUUGUACAACAGGGCGGAGUUAAAGUUUUGAUAAAGUUAAGCCUGGAAGGUACCGAUAAGGGUAAACGCCAAGCAGCUCAAGCAUUAGCCCGCAUAGGAAUAACUAUGAAUCCCGAAGUUGCUUUCCCCGGCCAAAGAGCAUUAGAAGUAAUAAGACCCUUACUAUCCUUACUGCAUAUGGAUUGCACCGGUAUGGAAAACUUUGAAGCUCUUAUGGCUUUGUGUAACAUCGCCCAGAUGAAUGAAGCGGCCAGACAAAGGAUAAUAAAAGAAGGAGGCGUUCCUAAAAUAGAGCACUACAUGUAUGAAGAUCACGAGUAUAUUUGCAGGGCGGCCGUCCAGUGCAUGUGUAACUUAGUCCAGAGCGAAGAUGUUAUUAAAGUUUUCUUCGAGUCUGAGAAUGACAGAAUGAAGUUUAUGGUGUCAUGUUGCCUGGAUCCGGAUCAGGAUACCGCGAUGGCCGCUAGUGGUGCUCUGGCCAUUUUGACCGGUAGCAGUGAAAUCUGCUGCAAAAAAGUUUUCGAUUCGAAAAAUUGGCUUGAAGCUAUUCAGUGCCUUUUGGCGAAUAAGUCUCCAAGUAUGCAAUAUAGGGGAGUGUGCAUUAUAUCUAAUAUUAUUAAUGUUAAUAAAGAGUUAGCAGAAAAACUUAUGGAAAGCAAUAUACUUGAGAUUCUUAUGGCUUUAAAACUUCUGCCCGACGAAGAUGGAAGUAGGAAAAAAAUUAAUUCAGUUAUUGAUGAAAUAUUAAAAGUUUGUGAAAAGUAUGGCAUUAUUAAGAAGCCCGAGGAAGAAUAGGAAAGCAAUAAUAAAUAUGUUAUUUCAUUUGUAACUUAUUUUUUUAUAUUUUGUUUAUUUUAGAAGAUAUUUGUUAAAGUAUUUAUUAAAGUAUUUUUCGAGUUGUUAGUAUUAAACAUAAUAAUUUAUUAUUAGAAUCUUUUAUCUACGAUUGAAAUUAUUAACUUGCAAAAGUUAGUAAGGGCCUUUGUUGGGUGGAGAAGUAGAAAGCGACUUAUUUAGGAUCUUGCAUUUGUAAUAUUUUUGACAUUUUUUCCUAAAAGCCUUUAUAUUUAAAUUAUUAUACUUAUAUUAUUUUAUUAAAUAUUGUUAUAAAUAUACAAACAUUUUUAGAUUAAAUAAUUUACCUUAAAAACUC
Molecule: messenger RNA, 3570 nt
Organism: Anthonomus grandis grandis
Lineage: Eukaryota; Metazoa; Arthropoda; Insecta; Coleoptera; Curculionidae
Gene: unc-45
Product: protein unc-45 homolog B
Exons: 7
Coding region: 429-3212 (927 amino acids)
Molecular function (GO): Hsp90 protein binding
Source: RefSeq, a predicted model, not a curated record